AUGGGUUUAACAUUUAAAUUAAAAUUAAAAGGCUACGCUAGACCAUAAAGGGUAGACCCACUAGCUGUUGUCCGUCUUGGCUCCAAAACAGCGAAAUUUUGGAUUUCUGUCCUAAGCCACCUGUCCAAGGGAUCAGCUCCUAUCUGUAAAUACCCCGAUGAUCAAGAUGAGAGAAGACCAUGCGUCCAGAUGAGAGAAGACCAUAUAGUAGGCAAAAACUGCCUAUCCCAUUUGGGGAGGGGCGGGAAAACUUUCAGAGGAGACGUAAAAUUUUCCUCUUUAGUAAGCCAUCCCAAAACCUGUAGGCCUACAUCAAAUAGUGACAGAGGCUUUUCUUUCAUCCUCAUCAGGAUGAAUCCUAACUGCUGCAUGGGAAGUGUACCUCGGAGUUCAAUUUCCGUCAGCAUCUUCAUUUAUUUCUUUUAACAUUUAAGGAAUCCCUUGUAAUUGCUUCAACCCUAUAUAUUGUUACAGUGUACAAUCUAAAUCAAGGAUACAUCAAAAACAAGCACUAUAUUGAUCCUUUUUUCAAGAAGCCUAGCUUUGGGAGAUAUAGCGAAGCUCUAUGUGAAGAUGCAAUCAAAAUCGAACACGAAAUGACAAGAAAUUAUGAAAAAGUAUCUUCCAAGUACCAAAAGCAAGGUCUUGCAUUGACCAGAAAUAUGUAUCUAACUGCAGGCUCUAAUCUUAACUCCACUAAAGGAGAAAGCAACCCAAAUAUCCAAACUCGUCUUAGAAAUCGCAUGGAAUCUCUAGAGCAAUAA
This is a messenger RNA of Blepharisma stoltei, 764 nucleotides long. The record is from the annotation of a GenBank genome assembly. NCBI's taxonomy places the organism in Eukaryota, Ciliophora, Heterotrichea, Heterotrichida, Blepharismidae.